GGAAAGAGAUAUGAGGAGGAAGAGAAGAAGGAUGGAAUGAAGAGGAAGAAGAAAAGUCUCCACGCCACCACCGACCCCUCGAGUCUACGCAGCCCAGUGGCCGUGUGUGUCUUGGCGUUGGGCGUGACGUGCAGCAACGGGAAGCUUGAUGCACAGCACAGCACAGCACAGCGCAGCGGAGAGAUUGGUGGUGAGUUGACGAUCCAAAGGCCUGACUCCACAGCGGUAAUGAGCCUUGUGUACCUUGCACUGUCUUCACUGACAACGCCCACUACUAACCCCUCUGCCUCCGCCACCGUUUCAAGAUCAGGGAAGGACUCUCUCUGCCUUGCAUCGCGCACUGUGAUGGUCGCCGCCGCCGCCGCCGCCGCUGCUGCUGCUGCUGCUGCCGCUAAGGGAGAAUAGUUUGUUGAGUGGAUGACGGCGCGUUCACUGACCCUCUCCCCAUCACCCUACCAACUCAGGCCACCCACCCCCCUGCCACCAGACACCUGCUACACCACCACUACCGCCGGCUCCGUCCAGUGAAAGAUUCAUCGCAGACCUGCCAUUCAACGCCUGCCGCCGCCGCCGCCACCACCACCACCUCCUUAUGGUGGUGUCACUGUACCUGGAGCUGUUGUCAUGAUUGAAUAAUAAAUUGUGAAGAAAU
This is a messenger RNA of Portunus trituberculatus (swimming crab), 652 nucleotides long. RefSeq lists its product as uncharacterized. The coding region runs from base 37 to 405 and encodes 122 amino acids. The record is from RefSeq and is a predicted model, not a curated record. The transcript has 3 exons. NCBI's taxonomy places the organism in Eukaryota, Metazoa, Arthropoda, Malacostraca, Decapoda, Portunidae.